UUCAACUGUAGAAGCAAUGGAGAACGGAACUGAUAAAUAAUAAAUGAAGUCUUAAGGAUGGACGGUACAUGUGCAAAUUUGCUUUAUCCAUAACAAUAUGCACACAUUUGCAUACUGCAAUGGCCGAAUAGGGUUUUGCCGAAAGAAGACGAGAAAUUGCAGAGUACUAUAGUGAAAUUCAGCUUAUUCAACUGCAAUCUUCAUCUUGUAAAGUGGGGAUUCUCACAAAAUCUUUCGGCCAACAAAUCAAAACAUUACCUUUACCCUUCUCUUUCGUCACCGAUGAAUUGGAAAGAUUAAGGCCGAAGAAAUCCUCAGGAAAACAGUACAGAGGCUCCAAAAAAUAUUUUUUCAGAAAUGAAUAAUAAUACAUUGCUAAGGAACCUUGCGAAUCGGGUAAAUUGUAGGGCGUCUUUAUGGGUUUGGUCGCUGUAUAAUGAAAGCCCUUGUUUUCAAGCCGUCGGGUUUUCAUCCACGGCUUCGAAGGCAAAUCCAGAAAAGCAAGUAGACGGCAAUAUUAAUAAUAAGCAGAAGUUGGAGAGAAUAGCCGAUGAGCUUAUGAACUUGAAUGUACUGGAGAGACACGAUUACAAGAUUUUAUUCAGGCUGAAAUUAGGGUUAGAUAGGUUCGCUUCACCCGUAGGAGGCAUGGUCAUACCGGGAGCACCCGCAGCAGACGGAGCUGCGCCUGAGAAGAAAGUUGCAGAGAAAAGUACAUUUGAUGUCAAGCUUGAGAAAUACGAGGCCAAUGCGAAGAUUAAGAUUAUUAAGGAGGUCAGGGGUUUUACAGAUUUAGGGCUGAAGGAGGCCAAAGAUUUGGUGGAAAAGAUUCCGGCUGUUUUGAAGAAGGGGCUCACGAAAGAGGAGGCUACAAAGAUAGUCGAAAAGCUCAAGGAGUUGGGAGCCACAGCCGUCAUGGAAUGAAAGAAAUUUAAUCUGGUUGGAGAAAUUUCAACAACUUUUUUCUAAUAUAACUGAAAAUUUUCGUUGUAAGAUGCCAUUUUUAAAGCAUUUAGUGAAUUUUCCUUUAAUUUAUCAACUGAGUAGAACUUGCAACUAGCGAUGCAUAUAAGCUAUGAAGCUUUCUUAAAAUUGAAUGGUUGUAGAUUAAUUUGAAUUUCAGAUCGGAUGUUUUCUUGUUUAAAUAAUUAUUGAGGUGGUGCCUGGCAAAUUUUAAUCUUCUA
Messenger RNA from Cryptomeria japonica (Japanese cedar), 1184 nucleotides. Its product is annotated as large ribosomal subunit protein bL12c. Gene Ontology annotation, biological process: translation. Gene Ontology annotation, molecular function: structural constituent of ribosome. The record is from RefSeq and is a predicted model, not a curated record. The transcript has a single exon. Gene Ontology annotation, cellular component: ribosome. Bases 358 to 924 code for a protein of 188 amino acids. Lineage: Eukaryota; Viridiplantae; Streptophyta; Pinopsida; Cupressales; Cupressaceae.